UUCCUGGAUUUCUGCUACUUCCUGGAUUUUGAGUACUUCCUUGACUAACCCGCAUUUCGAGUGACAAGUUCAGCUUCUUCGAUUCAUCCGCAAAAAUGUCCAAUCCCAAAGUUUUCUUCGACAUCACUGCUGACGGCGCUGCCAUUGGCCGGAUCGAGAUGGAGCUUCGUGCCGACGUGGUGCCCAAAACUGCGGAGAACUUCCGCGCCCUCUGCACUGGCGAGAAGGGCUUUGGCUUCAAGGGCAGUAGCUUCCACCGGAUCAUUCCUGGUUUCAUGUGCCAGGGCGGUGACUUCACCAAUCACAACGGAACCGGUGGAAAGUCGAUCUACGGCAACAAGUUCGAGGAUGAGAACUUCAACCUGAAGCACACUGGCGCCGGUAUUCUGUCCAUGGCCAACGCUGGAAAACAUACCAACGGAUCCCAGUUCUUUGUCUGCACUGCAAAAACAACAUGGCUCGACGGGAAACAUGUGGUGUUCGGCUCCGUGGUGAAGGGAGAAGAUGUUUAUAAGAAGAUCGAAGGCUACGGUCAGAGCAGUGGCAAACCCAAAGCCAAAGUUGUGAUCGCCGACUGUGGGCAGCUCUAAGUUCCUGCAACUUUGCUGUGCUGUGGCUGCAUUUGUGACUUUGCCUCUGAGUUUCUUUUUGCGUCGAUUUCCCUCUCCAUUUUUUACGAAUACAAAUUGUUUUGUUUUGUUUGUUUUUUUAUUAAAUUGAAUCUUAAGUGGACCUUUGGCAGAAAAGUGAAGCAAACGACACCUGAAAAAUUGAAAGAAAAAAAAAAGGAAAAGCACGUCCCGGAAAUCCACCACGUUCCACAAGAAGAUCCUUCUCGUUACGUCACAUGUUGGACUGAAUAGAAAUCUAGCUAAAACGUUAUAUACCCUGUAAAAACAAAGAUGAGUAUUAAGAAAAAGUUAAAAUUUGUAUUCAGUAAAUUGUACUGCACAUGUGCAUUUUGAGUAUGUCCUUUUUAUAUUUUUUAUUUGAAAUUACAUUCCAUUCCUUUUUUUUGCACCACGUGGAUUAUGUUCCCCUGAAGCUCUUUCUUUUAUUCCAUUCCAAUCUCACUUACAUCCGCUUUGACCAGGAUCAUAUAUACAUAUCCUGUCACUGUUGUGUUUGUCUUUGGUGCAUUUGGUUUAUUUUUCAAUGGGAAAUGAAGUUAUAUAUACACUUCAUAAUAAAUAUUUUCGCUUGCAAAAUAAAAGUCACAAAUGCAAAGGAAA
Solea solea (common sole) is the source of this 1232-nucleotide messenger RNA. Its product is annotated as peptidyl-prolyl cis-trans isomerase-like. The transcript has a single exon. Gene Ontology annotation, molecular function: peptidyl-prolyl cis-trans isomerase activity. The record is from RefSeq and is a predicted model, not a curated record. Gene Ontology annotation, cellular component: intracellular membrane-bounded organelle. Bases 96 to 590 code for a protein of 164 amino acids. Lineage: Eukaryota; Metazoa; Chordata; Actinopteri; Pleuronectiformes; Soleidae. Gene Ontology annotation, biological process: protein folding; protein peptidyl-prolyl isomerization.